AUGGACCACUUUACGAGGUAUGCUCAAGCUUACGCGACUCGUGACAAAUCAGCCAAGACCGCUGCAAACAAGCUCUAUAACGACUUUAUCUUGCGCUAUGGCUUCCCUGAGAGGAUACACCACGACCAAGGCGCUGAGUUCGAGAAUAAACUUUUCUUUAACCUGGAAAAAGUAAGCGGAAUUAAACACUCUCGGACAACCCCUUAUCACCCCGAAGGUAAUGGGCAAGUUGAACGAUUUAAUAGAACGCUCUUGUCAAUGCUUCGGUCCUUGCCAGAAAAAUACAAAAGUCGUUGGCGUGAUCAUCUCCAGAAAGUCGUACAUGCAUUCAAUUGUACCAGAAAUGACGCGACAGGAUACUCCCCAUUCCUCCUACUCUUUGGCAGACCCCCGCGAUUGCCAAUUGACCUUAUGUACGGUCUGAAACCCCCACCUGGCCAUAGCACUUAUCCUGAAUAUGUCAAGAAAUGGCGAGAAUCGAUGUCCGAAGCAUACCAACUUGCAUCUGAAAAGGCAGAAAAGAACGCUACGAGUGGGAAAGUGCAAUAUGACAAGAAAGCUAAGAGUACGAGUCUACAACCCGGUGAUUGUGUGUUAAUACGAAAUGUGAAAGAAAGGGGUGGUCCCGGCAAGUUACGGUCGUAUUGGGAAGACAAAGUUUACAAAAUCGUGCGUCGGAAAUCAAAUGAGAUUCCCGUGUAUGAAGUCAUUCCUGAGAGUGGCGGGGAGAAGACAAGAGUACUGCAUAGUACGUAUCUUCCUGUGGAGAAUGCUAUUGUGAAACCAGCUCAGUUAAAGAAGAAAAAGAAGAGUGAGAAGGAGAAACAGGGACACACAAGAUUAUCAGACAGAUAGUGAAGACGAGUUCGGGAUUGCUACGUUUGCACCUGAAUUAACGCGGACAGACCCAGAGGAUGAAUUCGUGCCAGUGUCGGUUGAAAAUGAAGCCCAGCAGAGUGUUGAGGAAGCUGUACAAGAAGGUGCCACACCAGAAGAACUAGCUCAAGAGAGUCAAGCGGCGACUGGUACCACGGUAGCAGCGGAGGCUGAGACACAAGUUGAUUCACACCCAGUUAGUUCACAACGAGUACGACGACCACCAACCAGACUGGGAUAUGGCAAUCUGGGCCAACCAACGGAACAUUGGACCAGUAUUAACGCGGUCCAUGCACCUGCCACAAACAACAUGUAUCUACACCAAUACCCUGUGCUCCCGACACCUCCAAUACCGUUCUUUCCCCCAAUAUUUCCUAUGUCAUUACCUGUAUUUCCAUUAUAUUGGUCAAGUUGGCAAGGACCAAUUAUGCCAUUAAACAUAUGGUGUUAGACACUGAUAUCAAGAGUCACGAAAUCAGAAAACGAAAAUUGUUGAAAUUGCCAUCAUGUUGCGAAUAAUGACUGUUAGAAAACAGAAACAAUAAAACUUUACAAGAGUUAAAUUUCCAGGAAAAGUUCCUGACCAACAAGAAGUGAAAGCGGGGCCCGAAAAGAUAAAGAAACACUUAGUUUAGAUUACUGUCUAGGUUCAAUAUUUGUGAGUCUGAUCAACCCACACAGUUGACCAAGAAGUAGCCAAGAUGAGUACAGACUAUAGCGUUAAAUGUUGGGCUAUAUAUAAAGAUAAUAAGGACAGCUUAAAUUAUAGGAGGGGUGAGUGUAGGAUGCCCAUUAGCAAUACGUCAUGUAACAUUAGUUAAAUAGGAACUAUUGCAUCAUGCAGUUGUGACAGUUACCAUAGUAACGAGAAAGGACAGACAAACAGAUUUCCAAGAUGGCGAUUAGUCAACCACGUUGUUAUUAAUGUUCACAUUGUUUUACGAAAUAAAUUGUGC
Messenger RNA from Paramuricea clavata, 1832 nucleotides. The record is from the annotation of a GenBank genome assembly. Lineage: Eukaryota; Metazoa; Cnidaria; Anthozoa; Malacalcyonacea; Plexauridae.